AUAGGCAUUUUGAAAUACUUGUGAAGUGUCUGGUAGAAAUGUUUGUGUGAAUAUAAGCUUUGCCAAGGUAAGUUCCAAGACUUGAUACUUGAAGGUUAAUUGGGUUAGAAAAUAAGCAUGAUUUGGCUUCACCAUUUCUCAAGAAGAUAGUUGUUUGUAUGAAAAAUACUUCAAAAACUAUUAACUUUAUGAUAUUGUGAAAAUAUUCACAACAGUUUCAUUGAAGAAUAUACUUGGUUUUUUGAGGCCUGUCACACAGAGCUUCCAUUAACCUGAGGUCCCGAGUCUCCUCACCUGGCAGCUGCUCAGGACUGGAACUAGCCAUUGUCUCUCAAGUGGCAGUCCUCUGGGUGUCCGGGGGCUAAUUUUCCUUUGUGAAAAACUGCAAGAGCUCUCUUCUUCCAUAAACUAGUAUGAUACCCCAGUAGGAAUACUGAAUUUUGAAAUAAAGGCUUGAGUGAGGACAGCUGGAAAGAUGGCAUUGACGGCAAAGCCAGGCAGCAGCUCUGGCAGCUCACGCCCCAGAAGACGCGCCGAGCCCUAGAGAAGAACAAACAUGCAGACAGGGAGGAGAGCCAGUGGGGGCUGGGCCGGGGACUCCCGAGACAAGGGGCCAGGGCCUUCACCUCCUCCCCUAAUGGAAGCUCUGUUGAAGUUUUAAUUUAGGAGAGUUUUUGUGAAAAUGACUAUUUUGUUUAGCUCACAUGAUAACAUUUCUAUAAUAAAUCAUACUCAGCGUGCUAAUGCGCGAAGAGACUGAACUGAAGACGCUGCAGACUCAGAUAGCAAAAUAAUAAGCCUACUUCAUGAUAAGAACCAACUUCUUCUUAAAACAGGGAAGAAGACAGGAGUCCAAAGAGAAAUCCUCUAAGAGACACAAGUCUGAGGAGCACAUGGACAAAGAGCAUUCCUCUGAGAAAGGGAGGGAGCGGCUCAACUCGUCCGAAAACGGGGAGGACAGGCACAGGCGGAAGGAGAGGAAGCCUUCGAGAGGAAGGAGUCACUCCAGGUCCAGGUCACGUGAAAGGCGCCAUCGUAGUAGAAGCAGGGAGAGAAAGAAGUCUCGAUCCAGAAGUAGGGAACGGAAGAAAUCAAGAUCUAGAAGCAGAGACAGGAAGAAGUCGCGAUCCAGAAGCAGGGAAAGAAAGCGACGGGUCAGGUCGCGCUCACGUUCCCGGUCAAGACACCGGCACAGGACUCGGAGCCGGAGCAGGAGCCGGAGCCGGAGCCGAGAUAGAAAGAAGAGAAUUGAGAAACCGAGAAGAUUCAGCAGAAGUCUGAGCCGAACUCCCAGCCCACCUCCCUUCCGAGGCAGAAACACAGCCAUGGAUGCGCAGGAGGCCUUGGCCAGGAGGUUGGAAAGGGCAAAGAAAUUACAAGAACAGCGAGAAAAGGAAAUGGUGGAAAAACAGAAGCAACAGGAAAUUGCUGCAGCGGCUGCUGCAACUGGAGGCUCCGUCCUCAAUGUGGCUGCCCUGUUGGCAUCAGGAACUCAAGUAACCCCUCAGAUAGCGAUGGCAGCACAGAUGGCAGCCCUGCAGGCCAAAGCGCUGGCGGAGACCGGGAUAGCUGUCCCCAGCUACUACAACCCAGCGGCCGUGAACCCCAUGAAGUUUGCCGAACAAGAAAAAAAAAGGAAAAUGCUUUGGCAAGGCAAGAAAGAAGGGGAUAGAUCCCAAUCUGCUGAAAUAUGGGAAAAACUGAAUUUUGGGAACAAGGACCAAAAUGUCAAAUUUAGGAAAUUAAUGGGUAUUAAGAGUGAAGAUGAAGCUGGCUGUAGCUCAGUUGAUGAAGAAAGUUACAAGACAUUGAAGCAGCAGGAAGAAGUGUUUAGAAAUCUAGAUGCUCAGUAUGAAAUGGCAAGAUCACAGACGCACACACAGAGAGGAAUGGGUUUGGGUUUCACAUCUUCGAUGCGAGGAAUGGAUACAGUUUGAGAAGAUCACACUUGUAACCUUUGGGACUUUAUAGACUCGGUCUGAAUGUCAGGUCCUUGUUCACCAAACAGCUAGCAUUCUAGCUUGCAUGGGUGUUGCAUUGACUUUAAUUUAUUGAAAAAUACGAUUUUGUUUGUAAAUAUCAGAUCCGUGAUACUGGUGUUAGUGUUGUAAUCAGGUUAAACCCACUUCCAUUAUACUUGACAGGAAUAUAGGAGGACAAUAUUUUUUAGUUCAUGAAUUCUACUUUUCAAAUAUAUAAAAGCUGCAGGUGAGAUAAAAUCUCAUACAUAGAUUUUUUUCGUGUCCACUGUCUUGUGUACUUUUGUACUUAACCUUGUACAGUUAUUUUCAUCUCUUGAAACAUGAAAGAAAUGUUACAUAGAUGUUUAGAAGAUCGGCCAUUUGGUACAAAAUCCAGCACAACAAAGCUGGGUGUGAUGAUAAUAAAAAUGGUUUUCUCAAAACUGGUGUUAAUUUAAGUCACCUGGAAUUCUUUGAAUUUAUUUUAUGAUUUCUGUAGCAUCUUGCGAUUGCUAUUAGUAAACACUGGCUAAAAACUUUUUUAAAAAAAACAGUUAAGUAUGCUACAGGCAGCACCUUGGUUAGCAGCAAUGUCCAAGUAAGGAGGGAGAGAAUGCAUCUGAAAGGAACACUGUUCCUGCUCCUGCAAGGGCAGAGUUGGUGUACAGUACUUGUCAAAUAUUCCAUGUUAUUCAGGAAAUAGCUUAAUGCAUUAAAGGGAUGUACGCACUUUUAUUUUAAUAAAGUGCCUUAUAA
This is a messenger RNA of Ochotona curzoniae (black-lipped pika), 2717 nucleotides long. RefSeq names its product arginine and serine rich coiled-coil 2 (gene RSRC2). The transcript has 8 exons. The record is from RefSeq and is a predicted model, not a curated record. Bases 807 to 1937 code for a protein of 376 amino acids. Lineage: Eukaryota; Metazoa; Chordata; Mammalia; Lagomorpha; Ochotonidae.